CGAUGCGCCUGCGCAGUGGCGGGGGCUCCGGCUGUGUGGUUCCCGCCAUUUCUCGUGGCCGGCCUCCCUGGGUUGAGUUCCGCGCUUCAUGGAGGCGUUUGACCCCGCCGAGCUGCCCGAGCUGCUUAAGCUUUAUUACCGGAGGCUCUUUCCCUACGCCCAGUACUAUCGCUGGCUCAACUAUGGCGGAGUGGUAAAGAAUUACUUUCAACACCGUGAAUUUUCCUUCACAUUGAAAGAUGAUAUUUACAUUCGUUACCAAUCCUUCAACAACCAGAGUGAUCUGGAAAAGGAGGUGCAGAAAAUGAAUCCGUACAAGAUUGAUAUAGGCGCGGUAUAUUCCCACAGACCCAAUCAACACAAUACAGUGAAGCUGGGAGCUUUCCAGGCUCAGGAAAAAGAACUGGUGUUUGACAUUGACAUGACAGACUACGAUGAUGUGAGGAGAUGUUGUAGUUCUGCAGACAUAUGUGCUAAGUGCUGGACCCUCAUGACGAUGGCCAUACACAUCAUUGACCGAGCAUUGAAGGAGGACUUUGGAUUUAAACAUCGUCUCUGGGUAUAUUCUGGAAGGAGAGGUGUUCAUUGCUGGGUCUGUGAUGAAUCAGUUAGAAAACUGUCCUCUGCAGUACGUUCUGGGAUAGUUGAAUAUUUGAGUGUUGUAAAGGGUGGUCAAGAUGUUAAAAAGAAAGUUCACCUAAGUGAAAAAAUUCAUCCUUUUGUCAGAAAAUCUAUAAACAUAAUAAAAAAAUACUUUGAAGACUAUGCCUUGGUUGAUCAAGAUAUUCUUGAGAAUAAAGAAAGCUGGGAUAAGAUUUUAGCCCUUGUUCCUGAAACAAUGCAUGAUGAACUUCAACAAAGCUUCCAAAAGCAUCACAAUUCACUUCAGCGCUGGGAGCAUUUGAAGAAAGCAGCCAGCAGAUGUCAGAAUAACAGCAAAAAUGACAAAUGUGGACCCUGGCUUGAGUGGGAGAUCAUGCUCCAGUACUGUUUUCCACGACUGGAUAUCAAUGUUAGCAAAGGAAUCAAUCAUUUACUGAAGAGCCCUUUUAGUGUUCAUCCUAAAACAGGUCGCAUUUCUGUGCCUAUUGAUUUACAGAAAGUGGAUCAGUUUGAUCCAUUUACUGUUCCAACCAUCAGUUCCAUUUGCCAUGAAUUGGAUGUUAUUUCCACUAAAGAAGAAGAAAAAGAGAACGGAGCUGAAUCUGAUAUCAAACAUAGAACCAGAGAUUACAAGAAGACCAGUCUAGGUCCUUUUGUAAAAGUUUUUGAGCAGUUUCUUGAAAACCUGGAUAAAUCUCGAAAAGGAGAACUUCUCAAGAAGAGUGAUUUACAAAAAGACUUCUGAAGAUAACAACUCCCUUUUUACCAAUGUGGAUAUCUUCUCCCUUCAACCAAGAAUCAAAUACUUCAAGAGCCAUUUAAUAAAUAUAGCAGAACUGUGUAUGUGUCUUAAUGCUCAAAGCAAAAUUUUCUUUUCUUGAAAAAUAAUUAUGUUGAAAAGAUUCCUGAGACCACCAAAGGAGAAUAUUCAGGCUCCUGGAAGGAGCAAUAAUAGGAGGAUAUAAGUGGAUUGCAGAUUAAUUUGUAAAAUUUAAUAUUAUAAUUCUAAGAUUUCUGAUAUAGGUACUCACUUCUACCAGUUGCCACAUAUGGAGGUAAGUGAGCAGUAAUAUGCCCAAGAUUUUGAUGUCAGUUCACCAGAUUCAGCCUCCAUAUUUCUAGGUGAAUGAGCAUUUUGUUCUUAAGUCUUAGACACUUAAGUCAAUUAUACCUCGAGUGUGUAUUCAGUCACUCCCUAAUUUUGCUUACUGAUAUUUUUAUUGGUCAGGCCACACCCCGCUGCUUGUCUUUUAAAAAAUUAUUUUAAAAUGAGCAUCUACACCUACUAAAACUUUAGUUCAAAAGAUACGAGUUACUAUGUUACAAUAUUAGGGCCUAGUAGAGUAUUUUUUACAACUGUUGGCAAUUGUAGCUCCUAACUUCUUCCCUCAGAACAAUUUUCUAAGCAAUUUAGAAAAAAUAACCAACUUCACCAGCAUAAAACCUUUUGUACUUGUCAAAACACUUGGACUCUCUAUAUCUCCAGACACUUAAAUUUAAUUUUAAAGGUUUCAUUUCUUCUGUAUUUGAUUUCGUGUGAUAGAUUCUGAAGUGUCAGAUUUCUUUUGCCUGGUUUUACAACCACCCUAACAAAACAGUCAUUCUGGUUUACAUUCUGUCUUUUGAGAAACACUGAGAAGCAAGCUAUCAGGCUGGUGCUUUCCGUGAGUUAUGAAAAUUUUCCUUCCUUUGCCCUACCUAUAACAUUGUAUUCUCCAUUGCCACAGUCCGUUUUUUGUUUUUUGUUUUUGAUUUAUAUAAAACAGAUUUAUAAUACAGUCAACACACUGAAAUGCUUUUCAUUUCUCUCUUUUCUAAUUUUUUAAGAAAAAAUAUUAAAGACUAUUGUGUAAAAUUCCUCA
Orcinus orca (killer whale) is the source of this 2465-nucleotide messenger RNA. RefSeq names its product DNA primase subunit 1 (gene PRIM1). The coding region runs from base 89 to 1348 and encodes 419 amino acids. Lineage: Eukaryota; Metazoa; Chordata; Mammalia; Artiodactyla; Delphinidae. The transcript has 13 exons. Gene Ontology annotation, biological process: DNA replication, synthesis of primer. The record is from RefSeq and is a predicted model, not a curated record. Gene Ontology annotation, cellular component: alpha DNA polymerase:primase complex.